AUGACGCACGGAGAUUUGAGUCACCAUCGGCAGUCGGUCCAUGCCGCUUCAAGUCACAAUGGCAAAAUGGACGACUGGAACGUUUUGGGUGGAAUCCUGGAGGACGUGCACGCGCACUCCACAAUGGUGGGAAAAAUGUGGCUGACGCUUUUGCUGGUGUUCCGCAUGCUGGUUUUGGGCGUGGCGGCCGAAAACGUGUGGACGGACGAGCAGGACCACUUCGCGUGCAACACGCAGCAGCCGGGUUGUCGCAACGCCUGUUACGACCUUGCUUUUCCAGUCUCGCCCGUACGCUUUUGGGUGCUCCAGGUGGUCUCCGUGGCGUCCCCCUCGCUGGUCUACGCCGGUCAUGCCUUCUACAGGCUUAGAGUUUUGGAAAAAGCUCGACGUCUCCGAAAGGUGUCGCUCAGGAGAUACCUAGAGCAGGCGGAAGCAGAGGAAACCAAGCAACGAAUCGAACGGGAGCUGAAGCGUCUCGAACGCGGGAGGCAAGACAAAGCGCCUCUCAGGGGGGCGCUGCUGCACACCUACGUGGCUCACGUCUUCACACGUUCCGCUGUGGAAGUCGGCUUCAUGGCGGCCCAGUAUUUCCUGUACGGAAUCCGCUUGUACCCGCUGUUCAAAUGUCGGUGCUAUCCCUGCCCCGAAGCCGUCGACUGCUACGUGUCCAGACCUACGGAGAAGAGUUUCUUCAUGGUCUUCAUGCAGUUCAUGGCCGCUCUGUCCCUGAUUCUCAAUGUCCUGGAGCUCAUGAACCUAGCCUACAAGGUUGUAAAGAGGAGAGUAAUCCAAGCCUACGCAGAUGAUGAUGAAGACGAUGACACAAGUAAAAAAGUGUCCUUCGUGUAA
Nerophis lumbriciformis (worm pipefish) is the source of this 849-nucleotide messenger RNA. The record is from RefSeq and is a predicted model, not a curated record. NCBI's taxonomy places the organism in Eukaryota, Metazoa, Chordata, Actinopteri, Syngnathiformes, Syngnathidae.